AUGCCCGACCCUGGUAGCUGCUUAUGUCCGUUCUUUAUCCCAUCCAAUCCAACAUACCAUCGUGCCUCAAGCAAUAAUCGGAUCCAGUGCCACUCUGACUCCGCUUUAGGUCCCUCUGAAUGUCGCAGUACGCUUCUCGUCUUCCAGGAAUGGAGCAUUGUAUUCGGCAUUGUGAUUUCGUAUUGGACCAGUUUUGGCACACGAUACAUGGCCGGUGAAUGGUCCUGGCGUCUCCCCUUCCUCCUCCAAAUUAUGCCCCUAUUCAACCUAGCUGCCGGGAUAAUGGUCCUCUCAUUCUCGCCUCGCUGGCUUGCCUCCAAGGGCCGGAACAAGGAAGCACUGCAGAGUUUCAGCAGGCUGCGCAGGUUGCCCAUAACCGACAGGCGCGUCCGCCAGGAGUACAUGGACAGCCAAGCCGAACUGAACUGCUUUCGAAAACGAACCUGGCGCCGCAUCCACAUUGCCAUUAUGAUUCCUUUCUUCCAGCAGUUUUCCGGGAUCAAUGCGCUGAUUUAUUACUCGCCGACUUUUGAGACAAUGGGAUUUGACUUAAGCAUCCAGCUGAUCAUGUCUGGGGUCCUGAACUCUUUACAGCUUGUCGGGUGCACGAGCACAGUAUGGACGAUGGAUACCCUGGGCCGACGUAAACUUCUGUUCGCCGGCUCGGUCAGCGAAACCAUCUCACACAAUAUCAUUGCUGCUUUGGUCGGCAGGUACAGCUCCAACUGGGCGUCGCAUCAGACCGCGGGCUGGGUCAGCGCGGCUUUCUUGUUGGUGUAUAUGGUUGCCUUUGGCGCCGCCUGGGGACCGGUGGGCUUGGCGAUACCCUCCGAGAUCUUCCCUUCUUCUCUCCGCGCCAAGGGCGUCGCCAUCGCCACGUGCUCAAACUGGCUGAACAACUUCAUCAUCGGGCUUAUCACGCUGCCGCUCAUCGAGGGGACGGGAUACGGCACCUACGUCUUCUUCGCCGUCUUCUGUGGCCUCUCUGGUAUUUGGACGUUCUUUUUCGUGGGAGACGAUGGGGCGCACGCUCGAGCAGAUGGACCAUGUUUUUAG
Messenger RNA from Aspergillus nidulans FGSC A4, 1056 nucleotides. RefSeq lists its product as uncharacterized. NCBI's taxonomy places the organism in Eukaryota, Fungi, Ascomycota, Eurotiomycetes, Eurotiales, Aspergillaceae. Gene Ontology annotation, cellular component: membrane. Bases 1 to 1056 code for a protein of 351 amino acids. Gene Ontology annotation, biological process: carbohydrate transmembrane transport; proton transmembrane transport; transmembrane transport. Gene Ontology annotation, molecular function: transmembrane transporter activity. The record is from RefSeq and is a predicted model, not a curated record. The transcript is spliced from 4 exons.